Messenger RNA from Penaeus chinensis, 2960 nucleotides. It is a transcript of the gene AsnRS, whose product is annotated as asparagine--tRNA ligase, cytoplasmic-like. The coding region runs from base 109 to 2112 and encodes 667 amino acids. Gene Ontology annotation, molecular function: nucleic acid binding; asparagine-tRNA ligase activity; ATP binding. The transcript has 13 exons. Lineage: Eukaryota; Metazoa; Arthropoda; Malacostraca; Decapoda; Penaeidae. The record is from RefSeq and is a predicted model, not a curated record. Gene Ontology annotation, cellular component: cytoplasm. Gene Ontology annotation, biological process: asparaginyl-tRNA aminoacylation.
CAGAACGUGUUGUAAAAAAAUGCAAGAAAAUGAGGAGCAGACGAACGCGAGGCUCAGUGUUGCAGAGAACGUCGUCGCGGGUGGACGCGACGCUCCCUUUCCCUCGGAAUGGCGAACGAGACGACAGAACAAAUGGCUCAAAUGAGUUUAGGGGAAAUUUACACCUCGGAGAAACAUGGCUCAGAUGAGACGGGGGACGGCACUGCUGACCUACCCUUGAAGACAGCCAUGCAGGCCAUGCGCAAGGCUGGCAAGGAGCCUUUCCCCACCAUCUACGUUGACGCUAAAGAGGAAGGACAGAGUGAGGGGCCCAAGGUGUCGGGCAGCAGCAAUGCAAUAGCCGACAUGGCUCCUUGCCUGCAAGCACUGGACAUGCACCUGUGUGAGUCCAGUUACCUUGCAGGCCACCAGCCAACACAGGCUGACACUCUCGCCCACCAGCGGCUAAGAGGGGGGGCCAUAGCGACAGCAGAGACCCAAGGUGGAGACUCCCAUGGCUACCCCCAUGUCGCACGCUGGUGGAGACACAUAGAGAGUUUUGGCAGCGAGAGGGAGGGAUUUCCCUCUGCUGACCCUGCUGUUCUGGAGCGGUUUAGCUUAGGGGAUGUGUGUUUAUCGCAGAAAUAUGAAGUGAUUGCUAAGAGUCAGUUGAAGAAGCUUACAAAACUCUGGAAGGAUGAGUGCAAAAAGAUUGAAGCUCGGCUCAAGAAAGAGAAGGAGGAUGCAGAGAAGAGAGCGAAGGCCAUAGAAGAAGCCAAGAAGGUCGUGAUCACAGAAGACAAGAGCCUGCCAGCCCCCGUGUGCAUCAAGAUCCGCGACGGAAAGGAGCACAGAGGGAAGCGCGUCAAAAUCAGGGGAUGGGUCCACCGGCUAAGGAGGCAGGGUAAAAACAUGAUGUUCAUCGUUCUGCGAGAUGGCUCGGGAUACCUACAGUCGGUGCUGACGGACCAGCUUUGCCAGACGUACGAAGCUAUCAUUCUCAACACUGAAAGCACCGUCACUCUCUACGGCAUGCUGCAGGAGGUGCCAGAGGGGAAGGAGGCCCCAGGUGGACACGAACUCCAAGUAGAUUUUUGGGAGCUGGUAGGAGAGUCACCAGCUGGUGGUGCAGAGGCAGAGAUCAACCAGCUGUCCAAUCCUGAUGUGCAGCUGGACAAGCGACACCUCAUGAUCCGCGGAGAGAACUGCUCUAAGGUGCUGCGGCUGCGUUCAAUCCUUAUGAAGGCCUUUGUAGACCACUACACGGACCGCGGGUACGAGUGGAUAUCCCCCCCAACCCUGGUGCAGACACAGUGUGAGGGAGGGUCCACGCUCUUUGACUUCAAUUUCUUUGGCGAGAAGGCCUACCUCACUCAGUCCAGCCAGCUGUACCUUGAGACGUGCAUUCCCAGUUUUGGUGAUGUGUUCUGCAUUGAGCAGAGUUACCGAGCAGAGCAGUCACGCACCAGAAGGCAUCUGGCAUCUUACACUCACGUUGAGGCCGAGUGUCCCUUCAUUAGCUUCGACGACCUCCUGGAUCGCAUUGAGGAUCUGGUGUGUGAUGUGGUGGACCGUGUGUUGAAGCACCCUGUGGGCGGAGACCUGAUGAAGGACCUCAACCCUGAGUUCGUGGCCCCUACUCGGCCCUUCCUCAGAAUGCCUUACAAAGAUGCCAUCCAGUACCUCAAGGACAAUGGCAUCACCAAAGAGGAUGGGACACUGUAUGAGUUUGGAGAGGACAUUCCCGAGAUGCCUGAGCGCAAGAUGACAGACAAGAUUGGCAGACCAAUCCUGCUGAACCGCUUCCCUGCGGGCAUCAAGGCCUUCUACAUGUCCCGCUGCGAGGACGACAAGGGCCUCACUGAAUCUGUCGACUUGUUAAUGCCAGGUGUGGGAGAGAUUGUAGGAGGGUCAAUGAGGAUGCACGAUUACCAGGAACUCAUGGAUGCUUACAAGGCUAGUGACUUGGACGCAAAGCCAUACUAUUGGUAUACUGAUCAGCGCCGGUACGGAACCAGCCCCCAUGGUGGUUACGGACUGGGCUUGGAACGCUUCCUUUGUUGGAUAGCCAACCGCUACCACAUAAGAGAAGCCACGCUCUACCCCAGAUUCGUCGGCCGUUGCACGCCUUAAGCAAAGAAUGAUUAAUAAAUAAAUUACAACCACAGUGUGAAAGGAGUACUAGGGAUUUUUUUUCUCUUUCCUAUAAUGUACACACCGUUGUUGCUAGAGGCACGUGGGGAGUCCAUCGACUGUUAUUUUCCGAGCUGUUUUAUAGCUUGCAAUUUUGUAUUCCUGAUCAAUGAGAGAUGCUUGUAUAAAAUGGCCUUUUUAUAUUUAUGAAUAACAACACCUUCAUACUUAUCUGUGAUUGAGAAGGGUUUGCCUGAUUUAUGAAUAUGGAGAGGGUGGGCUGUUUUUUCUAUCUGAAUUUCUUGCCUGCUUGAAUAAUUUGAGUAUCAAAAAUCAUGCCUUUCAUUUAUUUAUUUUUUUCAUCUGGCAAAGCAAGUGAUUCAGGAAAUAUAUCAUUUCUGUAUGAUAUAAUUUUAAAUGGUCUUCCUUUUCAUAUGCAAUUCCCACUUGGUUUAAAAAGUUGCACUGAUUUACACACAGUAGGGCUUUUAAAAAGGAUAUGUUUAAGGCCGGUCCACAAGAGCAGGCACAAUUGGUGACAGAAGAGCAAGCACAAGUAAUGAUGCCAUUACAGGUGAGGAAACCACUCGGUGAACAAGUUCCCUUUGCUUUUUUGGCCGUGAUGUCAAUAUCACAGCUGCCUGUUAUUGUGCCUGCGGAUCCUAGCUGCUUGUGUGGAAAGGCCUGCACCUGGAUAGUAGUUUUACCAUAGCAUUGUUUAUUGAAGGUAAAUGAAGGCUUCAUGUAAUGAUUAUGUAUUUUUAAGCGCUAAAUUAUGAUGUACCUUUCUCAACAUUAUUUAAUAUGGGUAAGUCUAUGUUAAAGUGAAAAUACACAUCCAAAGUCUA